Molecule: messenger RNA, 7146 nt
Organism: Danaus plexippus (monarch butterfly)
Lineage: Eukaryota; Metazoa; Arthropoda; Insecta; Lepidoptera; Nymphalidae
Product: autophagy-related protein 2 homolog A
Exons: 38
Coding region: 115-6483 (2122 amino acids)
Biological process (GO): piecemeal microautophagy of the nucleus; autophagosome assembly; autophagy of mitochondrion
Cellular component (GO): extrinsic component of membrane; phagophore assembly site
Molecular function (GO): phosphatidylinositol-3-phosphate binding
Source: RefSeq, a predicted model, not a curated record
AAGGAACGUAAACGUUAUGUUUAUUUACGUGCUCAAGUCAAUCACACGCAAAUCACAAUAGUCAUUACGCACAAAAGCAAAAAUUUAUAGUGUAAUGAUCGAAGACUUUUAAAGAUGUUGUGGUAUCUACCAUGGUCCGAAAGCAUAAAAAAAAGAGCCUGCCGAUAUUUACUCCAACGAUACCUUGGAAAUUAUCUUGAAGAAAAACUUACUUUGGAUCAGCUGAGUGUCGAUCUUUACAAUGGGACUGGUACCGUUUCAGAUGUUAGCCUUGACUGCGAGGCCCUCAAUGAGUUGGGGGACAGUCAAAAUUGGCCAUUGGAAAUAGUUGAUGGUCAAAUGAAAGAAAUAACAGUCACAGUACCCUGGUCUACGCUUCUCAAAGAUGAUUCUGUUGUGGAAAUUAAUGGACUCUCACUUACAGUCCAACCUAAAGUUAGGCCUGAACCUGCAUCAUCAAUGCUGGAGUCUAUGUGGUCUUCCAUGUCAUCAUCAAUGCAACUGGCGGCAGAAUGUCUUAGGGAAGAGGCUGGCCCACAGGAAUCAAACCCCGUUGAAGGCAUUGAGAUGUUUGCGCAUGCUAUAGAUUCAAUUUUGAGCAGAGUGAAGGUAAAAUUCGUGAAUACAAAAAUAAGAAUAGAACAUGUUCCAAAAAAUGGUGACAAGGGCAUCGCACUGGAGGUCCAUAUUGAAAAUAUCGACUAUUUCGACGAAGCCGGAACGGAACCAUCACCGGAAACGACGGAUCCAGAUAAAACUAAAACCUACAUCGUGUCAACAUACACAAAUAAAAAAAUCAAAUUCAAUGGCGUCGUGUUCAACAUAGACGAGUUCCCAUCGAAGCUGCGUACAAUGGCUCCGAGUCUGAUGGAGAAAUCCGCAUCAUCUGUCGACAGGUCCGACGGAGCGUCAGUCGACACCCCUAACUCAAAUUACCAGAGCACAAUGUCCGAUGUGUUCUAUGAAACUAGGAGUGUAAUGUCUACUAUAGAUUCGGAUCCUAUUAAGGAGAUAAUUGAAGAGAGACAUAUCGGAAGCGCAAGAGAGUCGACUCCGCCGGACAGAACCACGCAAGCAGACCCAAUACUAUUUGCAAAAUUAACUGGUCAACAGGAAUUAGCCCUCAAACUUAAGCAUUCGGAGGAAGUUGAGGGGCCAAAGGUCGAGGUCAAAAUUCUAUUAGGGUCAUUCUUGAUAUUCAUAACGCCGAGGCAGAUGCGUACAAUCAUUGAACUCGUAGAUGCUUUGAAUCAACCGCAUCUUGAAGAUACGAGUAAUAUUCCAGUCCGACCCAGCAACAUUAACAUGCAAUGCAAGCCGAUGAAGCAAGCUGACUUUCAGCUGAUAGAAGCACAACUGCUCGGUAACUUGGACAAGCAGCAAGCCAAACCCAGCAACAUGUAUGGCUGGUCCGGUCCUAGUUUUGAAGACGGUGAGACUGAUGAGAAAUUCCUGCCGAUGACGUCACAGGGCCUUAUGUCUGAGAGCUUCACCAGCUCCAUCAGCUCAAUGAGCAACAGCAUGACGUCCAGCAUGAACAUAUCCAGUCAGCCAAGGAUCAAGAGAAACAAGAAAGUUCCUCACAUUGAAGGCGAUCCCACCGCUGAAGUGUCACAUAUAAGCUUGAGGGUGGCCUCAAUAUCGUGUGUACUACUACAUAAGGAUAUCCUCGCCCCAACACCACUGUCCUUGGACAGCGUCUCCUACUCCAGCGCUUAUAAAAUGCAACAAGUAGCGACGGAAUUCUUCAACCGUAUAGAAACAUUCAGCAAGUUCGACGAGAGAAGAAACAUACAUCAUGUCAACGACUCAUUGGAUACAGCCACCGACAGAGAUCAUUUAAGAUUGUUGAUGUCAGAGAUCAGUGUGGAUGGCAGCGAGAAGGUGACGUCACACGGCAGCCACACGGUCUGCGAGGCGGCCGUGCAUGAAGCGUUACUCAGAGAGUGUCUGUACCACGAGGCACAGAGACAAACAUAUGACUUGAUUCGAUUCGAUAGAGGUGAUGAAGAUACAACUGUAUCAACAAAAUCAAAUAUACGAAUGAAUUUCAAACAGACAUCCAAAUAUAUAUCAACAUCGGGAGAGAGGAAACUUGUGUACCCUACAACGGAUAUUGUGUUGAAGUGUACUCCGUUCUACAUAGAUGUGGACCUGACCUUAUUGGAGCGCAUGUCUUCAACAUUCUUCGGUGGGCCCCCUCCCCCGCCCUCCCCGCACGUCGCUUCGCCAUCAAACAAGUCACAGAACCAAGUCAACUUCUCACUACAAUGUCCUAACUUGGAUAUUAUACUAAGAUUCCCCAUAGCGGAUCUUCGUCCAGGAGGUCGUUCUGAGGCUCGCUCUGUCCGUCCCGACUACCUCCUCUUCAAGUUACACAACACCAACGUCGGCCUCCAACAGCUCGCCAGCGCUCGGCCACUGCCGACCACUAUAUCAAUACGAAUGACCACCCUGGAUCUAUACUACUAUGAAAAUGAGCACUUACCGGGAACACACAUAGCUCAAUCAACGAUGGACAACACUACGCACGAGAACAACAUUCUACAGGGGACCAGUAAUGUGACGACUCUGCCUGUAGUGUCAUUAACUUUUCAACCGUCAGAGUCGUCGAAGGGGCCGUUCGAGUGUCUCCAGGAACCUAUGGAGGUGUCCUCGAACCCUAUGACCACCUCCAUGUAUAUAAUGAACAACCUUCACAGCGACCUCCCCAGCCCCUUCAGUGGCAAGAAAAUGGCGCACCAAGGAAUCGGCAAGCACGAAGAUAAUCACACCGGUCAAGAAGAAGACAUAAUAAUCCCCGGCACAGAGGAGGAGAUGAGGGAAUUCACAAACAGCUCCGUAGAACAUUCCGCUAUACAUCUAGACUUCAGUCUGCCCAUCCUCAGCUUACAACUGGAAUCAAAGCAGCUGUACGAGAUCCUGUACAACCGCAUUAGUUCCGAGCUGCUGCUGUGGUCUCCUCGUGAAGAGUUUGAUAUCGCCCCCCCUCCGCCACCCUCCUUCGAACCAUGCCGGGGAGGAUACGAUUCAGACUCGGAGAGCUCGUCGUCUCAAGAGGACAAUUUAUACUAUUCAACAUAUGACAACAAAUUGAAGAAAGGCAUCGGCAACACAAGACCGUUCUCAGACAUCAGACAAUGUGAGACGCACAACUUCUGUCUCACAUUCAACGUUGACAAGGGGCUUCUCUCUAUAUUAGCGCCUGUGAGGGAUAGCAACAAAAGAGUUGUCCCGGGACAAAUGGGUGAAUUAGUUUUGGAGGCCCAUAAGCUGUCUAUGUGUCAAGUCAGCGGGCUCUAUGGAAAAGCUAAGACGGCCCAAAUGUGUCUGAGGGCUGCCAGGGCGACUCUAUACCAUGAACCGCUCCUGACUAUACCGUCAGACAGGCCACCGUUACGUUUGUACGGCUCAGUGUUGCCAUCACACCUCAAGAAGACAAUAUAUCCGUCGAAUAAGGGCGUCAUAAUAAAAGAUAGAUUGAAGCCUAAGGACAUGUUCACAAUGGCGCUGAAGACUGAACCUGACACUGAGACGCCCAAUUUGAAGACAAUAUGCAUAGCCCUGGGCAUUGAACAGGCCACCCUCCGACACAGAGGCGACAAGGGUAUAGCGUGGCUCAGUCAGCUGUUGGAUGUACUAGAUGUUAUAGACUACCCUGUGCCGGGAUACACGCCGUCGCCAGUACUAUCAGAAUUGCAUGUGCAUGUGUGGGACUGCGCUGUGGACUACAGGCCGCUGUAUCUUCCAAUACGUAGCGUGGUGACGCUUGGCAACUUCAGCGUUUCCAGCAACCUCAUACCGGAAACCAACACGUCCUACCUCCGCUUCCUCGCUCAAGAAUGCUCACUCCACCUCAGCUAUCUCCACAGCAAGACUGUAGCGCCAGAUGACAGAGCACCAGAUCUCCACAAGGAAUACGUCUGCGUCAUUGAUGUCGGACUGUUUGAACUGUCCCUUAGAAUGGAAGAUAAAAGCAAUGGCAGCCAAGAUCAUCCUCAGGUGGACCUGACGGCGUCCAACAACAUGGUGACUAUGUUCACGUGUUGGGAUUCCGCGUCCGCGCUGUGCCGUCUGUUGACUUACGUGGCGUCUGACGGGGACUCGCAGACUUACGACUCCCGACACACCAGCCUGUGCUCUGACCAGCCCUUGGAACAGUUGGUUGGGUUAGAAGAUCGACCGAUAGAAGAAAUAAGAGAACUGUCGCAGAGUGAAAUCCAACAAGUGAACGAUUUGAUGGCGGAAGCUAUGAAAGAGAGUCCCAAUAAUACAAUUGAUGAUGAGGAUUUCGUGAGCUCGACGGAAAAGGAAGGUGUGGAACUGUUUUACUUUCCUGAUGAGUCAAAUGUGAAGCAAAAGCAACUCGAGACAGCGGACGCCGAGAGCGAAACUAAGUCAGUUGAAUACGAAGACAUGUCACACGUUGAAGAGGCCCAGGAGGCUACGCCGACGAACAUGCAGGUCGCCAGGGAUCUAGGGGACCCGACUGUCACGCCGAAGUCAACGCCAAAAAAAUCAAAGCGGAAAAAGAUGAGCUCGUGUGGCAGCGGCAGUAACACGGACGACGAGUACUGUGUGGUGGAACAGCUGGCUGGUGACAUGGAGAUGGAGGAGCCGGUGGUGACCUGGCUGGCUGGACCCGUCACUAUGUUGAACGACCACUUCAGUGUACCACCAGCGAAGUCAGACGUACUCGCAGCGCCCAAGAGCUUCCCGCCACCAGUGCUCAGGUACACUCUGUGUGAACUGAGCUUAACCUGGAAUAUGUUUGGAGGCAGUGAUUUCAAACCGAAAGAAACGUCCAAGAAAUCAGUUUCCAUUGAUGAUCCUAGGGGAGGGGGCUCGCCCGUUAGUUCUGCGCGCAGCAAGGACUACGAGCCAUACGAGAGCCGUCGCUCGUUGGCGUCCUCAUACCGGCACGGGGUCAGUUGGAGCGCGGGAACUGACCGGGUGCGGGCGACUCACACAAGAAAAAACGACUCCCGGGAUCAUCACACGUGUGUCAAGCUCUGUCUUACUAAGGUGAAGUUCCAACACGAGGUGUACCCGCCCGGAUGCACGCAGGCUUCCAGACAGACCCUGGCUAUCGCAAAAAUAGAAGUCUUAGACAGAUUAGUGUGCAGCGACAUCAACAAACUGCUGAGUCAAUAUAAACUUAAAGACGAACCCGAGAGAAAAAACGCUCAUAUGUUAAUAGUGAAAGCGGUCCACCUGCGAGCCGACGCCUCGCUCCCGGUACAGGAGUGCUGUCUAAAGGUGUCUCUACUACCGCUACAAUUCAACCUGGACCAGGACACUCUCGCCUUUUUAGUUGAUUUCUUCUCUAAAUUGGGCAGUGAUGAGACCAAUGAGGAAGACACAAAGAGCCUAGGGGCUGUCUCAACUGAGUCAGGAUCCCGUCAAAGUACGCCCACACAUAGGCCGCCCGUGAUGAGCGUGGGUGCCCAUUUAAAAGACCCACCGCCCACGCCCACAUCCUUAGGAGAUGCCGACUGUCUCUCGCUUAACGAAACUGUUAUUCGUGACGACGAACCGCUCAUGGAGACGUAUGAAGCUGAACGACUGGUGUCCGAGAAUCUCAUACAACUGGAGGAGGACUUUCAGCGGCUCGGCAUCAGCCACGAGAAGCCGACCACCAAAGUGCAAGACUGUGAACCCGUCGAUGACUCGCCUAUAUACUUCCGUCGUGUAGUAUUUUCUCCUGAGGUGCCAAUACGUCUGGACUAUGUGGGCAAGCGUGUAGACCUGUCAGCUGGUCCUGUGGCCGGACUGCUCAUGGGACUCGGACAGCUAAACUGCUCAGAACUAACAUUGAAAAGGCUCGAUUACAAGUUGGGCCUGUUGGGCCUUGAGAAGCUGGUGCAAUGGGCGCUACACGAAUGGCUAUCAGACAUCAAAAGACAUCAACUGCCGGGGCUACUCAGUGGCAUUGGACCCAUGCAUUCCUUACUACAGAUAAUAACCGGCAUCCGCGACCUGGUCUGGUUGCCGGUGGAGCAGUGGCGUCGCGACGGGCGUCUGGUCCACGGUCUAAGACGCGGCGCCGCCUCCUUCACAGCUAGAACUGCUGUCGCUGCUCUGGACAUCACCGCACGCAUCCUACAUCUCAUACAGGCGACAGCUGAGACGGCGGUGGACAUGUUGACACCGGCUCCGGCUCUGCCCCUGUCAACCCAGGGGAGGAGACGUCGCAGAGACCGCACUAGACAACCCGCUGAUAUACGGGAGGGAGUGACCAGCGCAUAUAACACUGUUAAAGAGGGUUUCGCGGAGACGGCCGCAUCAUUAUCAGCGGCGGCUCGUCGGGGGAAGGGCGCGGGGGUGCUCCGUCAGUUGCCGGGGGCUGCGGUCGCGCCCCUCGCCCUGGCCGCGGCCGGCGCCGCCGACGUCCUGGGAGGUGUCCGAGCACACCUCGCACCGCACACCACGCGUGAUCACGCAGACAAAUGGCGCAGACCAUUCACAGAUACGACUGAUUAAUUUCAUUCACUGAACUGUAUCCACGUCACGGAACGCCGGCUGUGGUUGACUAAAUAAAAAUAUAUAACCUUACAUAUUUUAACGAAAUGUACAAAAAAACAAGAAGUUUUACAUGGUAUGAAAGUGAUUAUAUAUAUUGGAGAAUAUAUUACGUAUUGAGAUGUUUUAAAAGUGAUAUUUUUAUACUGGCAACACAAAAAAAUAUAUAAUAGAAAUGUAUGUCAUAUCAACAACAUAUAUAUAUAUAGUUGAGCAUUUUUCCUCAUAACUUGUAAACAGGAUCGGUGCUUGAUGCAUGAACUGGCAUUUUGAAGCAUUUAGCUGCUUACUAUAAUAUUCAUAGUAUAUAAAUAGGUGUAAAUAUUGUUUUUUAAUAAUUUUAAUUGGAUUCGUUGUUGGGUGCCAUGACAGAACCUUAAAGUAAUAUUUAAAAUAUUAUUAUUAUUUUUUCUUUUCCAUUACAUCAAAUGUAUCUGGUUCGACGGUUUGAAAAUUUCCAAAAAUUUUAAACACUAUGUACAAUAUAUGUCGAUAGCGUUAAUUUUAUACGAGUGAUAUUUUAUAGGCUAGUGAAAUAAAAAUAAAAAAAUUUAGAUGAUAUCUGUCAAUAAAAUGUAUCCCCUUUUAUAGAACUCAAGAUGCUAAUAAUAAUUAUCUCACUUU